This is a messenger RNA of Aspergillus homomorphus CBS 101889, 1990 nucleotides long. Its product is annotated as putative MFS aflatoxin efflux pump. The transcript is spliced from 5 exons. Gene Ontology annotation, molecular function: transmembrane transporter activity. The record is from RefSeq and is a predicted model, not a curated record. NCBI's taxonomy places the organism in Eukaryota, Fungi, Ascomycota, Eurotiomycetes, Eurotiales, Aspergillaceae. Gene Ontology annotation, biological process: transmembrane transport. The coding region runs from base 148 to 1881 and encodes 577 amino acids.
GACUUGUCCGACCAUGUUUUGCCCCUUGCGACCCCUUAAAACUCGGAGCUUUCCUUCUGAAUUCUUCUGGGUCGAAGACUCCCUCGUGCAUUGGUAACUGGUCGAUCGUUGCUGGGCUGUGGAGCUACGAAUACCACUAUCAUCACCAUGCCUCCACCACGCACCUCCCUCUCGGACAGUACCAAGUCUGCUGCAAUCGAUGCUCCAGAGCUCGCGAAUCACCAUAGUGAGACGACAACUGAUGCCGUCGUCAAAGAUGAAGCACCCGCCAAAGCUGGAGGUCCUCCAGGUCCUCCGGGGCCUCCCGAGAAUCAGUCGACCAUUAGGGUUGUCUGUCUGAUCGUCUCGGCCUUUGUGGCCAUGUUCCUCGUUGCGCUGGACAGAACCAUCAUCUCAACGGCUAUCCCCAAGAUCACCGACGAAUUCAACUCCUUCGACGACGUGGGCUGGUACGGAAGCUCGUAUCUGUUGACAUGCUGCGCGUUCCAGCUCCUGUUCGGAAAGCUGUACAAGCUCUUCUCCGUGCGGAUCGUCUUCCUUGCCAGUAUUCUGCUGUUUGAGGUUGCCUCUGCUAUCUGCGGCGCCGCUCCCAACUCCGUGGCCUUCAUCAUCGGACGAGCAAUCUGCGGAGUUGGUGCUGCUGGUAUCCUGGCUGGAACUAUCAUGUGCAUCAUCCAUUCCGUUCCCCUCCAAAAGCGCCCACAAAUCCAGGGAUUGUUCGGCGCGCUCUUCGGCAUUGCCUCAAUCGUGGGUCCGUUGAUUGGUGGUGCCUUUACAUCGAACGUGACCUGGAGAUGGUGUUUCUACAUUAAUCUCCCGAUCGGGGGUGCGGCAAUGAUCUUCAUCGCCUUCUGCCUCAAGAUUCCGAAGCAAGACACUACAAGGGUUCCGUGGGUGGAAAAGCUGCUGCAGCUGGAUUUCCUCGGUACUACCCUCUUGGUGUCUGGUGUGGUCUGCCUUGUAUUGGCACUCCAGUGGGGAGGCCAGACCUAUGCUUGGAGCAACGGUCGCGUCGUGGCGUGCCUGGUUCUCAUGGGCGUGCUCCUCCUCGCCUUCGUCGCCGUGCAGAUCUUCCUCCCCAAGACCGCGACGCUGCCCGUGCGCAUCUUCUCGCAGCGCAGCAUCAUCUCCGGCUUCUGGCAGACCCUCUGCAUUGGUUCUGGCAACUACAUAUUCGUCUACUUCCUCCCAAUUUGGUUCCAGUCCAUCAAAGGCAACAGCGCCGUCGAAUCCGGCAUCCGGCUCCUGCCAAUGAUGCUAUCAAUGGUAGUCGGCUCUAUCGGCGGCGGAAUCACCAACUCAAAGAUCGGAUACUACACGCCUCUCGCAAUCAUCGGAUCGUGCAUCAUGUCCGUUGGCGCCGGGCUUCUGACGACCUUCAAGGUAGACACCGGCGAAGGGAAGUGGAUCGGCUACCAGAUCGUCUACGGUAUCGGCCUGGGCCUGUGCUUCCAGAUCCCCAAUCUAGCCGCGCAGACGGUCCUCCCCAAGCCCGACGUGCCGUUCGGCCUGGCGCUGAUGCUGUUCGGGCAGCUAAUUGGUGCCGCAGUGUUUGUGUCGGUCGGCGAGAAUAUCCUCGCUAAUCAGCUGGUGAAGCGGUUGUCCGGGCUGCCCGGGUUCAAUCCCAAGCUGGUCACGUCCGGCGGUGUCACCGAGUUGCUGAAUACCAUGCCUGCGAACUUGCAUGAUACCGUGCUCCAUUCGUACAAUGAGGCGCUAAGGAAGGUGUUCCAGGCUGGGUUGAUCAUAUCGUGUCUGACUGUUCUCGGUGCCGCCACGCUCGAGUGGAAGAGCAUCAAGAAGGGGCAGCCCAAGCCUGAUGCUGAGAGCAAGGGAGCGGCUGCAGGUGAGAAGCCUGCGGAGGCAGCGGGGGCUAAAUAGACAGAAAUUAGAGGGUUAGGUUGAUACUGGAGGGCUUGAACCUUGGCGUGUGAUUGUCAAAUAGAAGAAUAUUUAACUAGCUUUAUUGGGUUGUAAUGUUAUUCAAGGU